Messenger RNA from Trypanosoma cruzi, 4680 nucleotides. RefSeq lists its product as uncharacterized. The record is from RefSeq and is a predicted model, not a curated record. The coding region runs from base 1 to 4680 and encodes 1559 amino acids. Gene Ontology annotation, molecular function: protein binding. Lineage: Eukaryota; Euglenozoa; Kinetoplastea; Trypanosomatida; Trypanosomatidae. The transcript has a single exon.
AUGUUGUUGUACAAUCAUGAAGCUAGCAAGGCACACACACACACACACACACACAAACACAUGGAGUUGCAGCAGAACGGCGACGGGAAGAUUGAGCUCGAGGUUGUGAGAAAAGACGGGCGUCCCAUUGUCUGUCGUCCAAUCGAUGUGAACGAGUUGCUCAGCAAACAGGGCCACACCAUCGACCUGGGCGAUGGUGUUCGGGUUCGGCUAGAGGAAUACAGCAGCGACACCUUCUCCUCCUCGGAAGAAGGAACGGAGGAAACAGACAGCGAGGCGAGUGCAAGUGAUAGCAGGACCAGCGACAGAACAAACGUCCCACCGGGACGCCGCAGGUUGACUGGAGACGGUGCUGCUUUUGACCUUCAUGGAGGCGAGGAGAAGGCCAAAACGCAAAAGCUGAGUUUUCACGAUCCGGAGCGUAACAAGGGAAUGGCAACGCAGCACGGGACAAUCAGCGGCAGCAACGUUUCUGAAAAAGUGUUGCAUUCUCGUCGAGAUAUUUGGGCCUCCUUUGCGCCCCCUAUUGACCCGGAAAGAAAUCAUAAUUGGCUCCAAUCUACAUCCAUAAUUCCAGGUGCAACUUCUAGAAGGUUCCGUUUACCCCCACUUAUGUUGCAUGCCACUUCGUCUUACCUCGGCCCGUCCGACCAAGGACAACGAAUUCUCGUGUACGGAGGAAUUACCAACUUUGGUAAAAAAGUCGAGAAGGAGCUUUACGAAUUUUCUGUCUUAACGGGCCAUUGGCGACGAGUUGAGGGUAAACAUUUUUUUUUCCCUGGUAAUUAUGGCCAUGCGGCGGUGGUUGUGGAGCGUCUUCAGCGUCUCGUGGUGAUUGGGGGUAUGAGUCCUGGUGGACAGCCGGUUCAAGGAGAAAGAUAUUCGGAUGAAUUCUCCAAACUACGAAGCCGCAUCCUUUUUCCAUGCCAAGAUAAAACCAAGACAAAGCGACCACCAUCUGUGCGAAUGGAAUUUAAAGAAUCCGAGAAACCGACGCUCUGGUCGCUUGCAAUGCGGGCAGAAGAGGAACCCCUGAUUGGGUUUAUGCCGGUAUUAUUUGAGAUGAACUUGAAGACUCUUCGUUGGCGGGUCGUCCAGACAUCCCCUGAGAUUCCUGUGGCGCUCCACACAGCCGUGGCAACUUCUAACACGAUUUAUUUGUUUGGGGGUGUGACGAAUCGAUUACUUGUUUCAGCACAGCUUAUAGGGAUCCAUGCGGAGAACAAUAGUAUUUCGCUUAUUCGUUCCUCUGCAGUGUCACCAAAGGCACGUUAUCUUCACAGUGCCGCCAUUUAUGGGAACUGGAUGAUCGUUUACGGGGGAUUUGAUGCCUACAACGAACCACUAGCUGAUGUGUGGGCAUUUGAUUUGGUAAAUGAGCGUUGGGAACAGCUGGAGUGUCACGGUACGCCUGCCCGUGGUGCACAUGCCUCUUGCAUUCUGGGUUCAAGUUUGAUUGUCAUUGGUGGAUUCGAAGGUGCUAUAACAACUGAGACAAAGCCAACUAGUAGUAUUUAUGAGCUUCAGCUAGUACCAACGAGUACGGGACAAUAUCUCUGGAAAAAAAUAACCGUUCGACCUGCAAUACCACCACUUGCUUUUUCGGCUGCCUGUCAUUGCGCCGAUGAUGUUUCCUUUAUUGUGUACGGUGGUUGCACCGUCACUGGAAUAAAGGCGAAGAAACGUCCGCCUGAUUCCAAGAGAGUGGGUCAACUUGCAUUCACCAAAAGUAGAGACGCAAGGAAUAUUUCCAGGCAUGACAGUGAUGGCAAUGUUUACAAUGACAAUUUCUGGCAGGGGUUGGUUCCUUUGGAUGACGGCUUUGCGUUUACGUUUCCGUUGAAAAAGAAUGAUGCGACAGGCUCUCAUGGGGAUGGUAGCGGCGCAUCGAUACAUGUUAAUGAAUUGGGAGUGGUGACUGACCCCGAGGAAUUGACGCCGGAGUUUAAGGCAUUCGUGCGACGGCAGGAAGAAUUCAUCCUCAAGAAAAACGCAUCCCGCUCUCAGGCAAUGAAAAGGACAAUACUUGACGAACUUGAGAACAUGGAACCAAAUUUAUAUUUGACGUCAGAGGAGAUUGAGUUGCUCCUGGAAAAAAGCAACCUCUUGUGCGAGAGCCUUACGGGAUACAAUAUGGAAGCGAUGCCGCACAACAUUCCUGAAAGAGAACAACGACUACAACACACUGAGAAAUGCAUCUCGCUUAGUCGCCAGAUACGGGAUGUCCUCAUGUCGAUGAAGGGAUACGCCCCUGGUGUGACGGCUGUGAAAUCAAAGACUCAUCGAAUAAAAUCCGGGGAGAAGUUCGAGGAUCAUUCAGUUGCCAAACCAUUUCGUCGUGUAAUUGUCAUGGGUCUUGUGAGGGAAAUUAAAACAGAACUUAAACGUAUUCAUAACUUGAAUAUUGUUCUAAAAACUGUGGAAUGGCCUGAAAAAAAGGAAUACUUGGAUGCCGUGGAAACGAUGCAGGAGCGGAAAACGGAGUUUGUGCAAGCUGUGAAGGAUAUUCUUGAAAAAUACAUUGAGCGGCGCGUAGAGUCUUUGAUUUCCGCUGCGGAUAGACAGAAGGAUAACAUGCGGCGAUUGGCUGAAAUUGUGGCGAAGAUUCGGCAUGAAAAGAUAUUUCAAACGGAAGGACCAGAUCCACAGCGUGAGCGUGUGCGGCAGAUGUGGAGCAAGGGAGAAGGACAAGAAACUCCCCAGACAGAUACCAAGCGCUCUGUCUCACGUAGUCAUCAUCAUCACCGUCGCUCUCGCUCCACCGGGGCUGGCUAUUACAAGGAUGAAGCCAAGGCUUUCAUCUCGCUGCAGCCGAAGGAAUUGCAAAAGCUACUGAAAAAAAUACACCUUGUGCAUAAAGUUGCUACAUCAUUUUCUUCUUACUGCCAGUCGAAGAAAUCUGAUGUGCAGAAGUCAUCAAGUGAAAUGCCGCCGCCGCCGUCACCAUCAACGGCGCCUCCUGCCCUUUCCAACCCAGAAUCUUCAUCCCUUGCUGUUCCUGCCGCACUUGCCAUUGUGGAAACGGUGCCCCCUUCCAAUGUUUCUCCAGCCACGCAUACGGCUGAUGCAGAUUUUGGGACGGCUUCCCCGAGUGAACUUGUUAUACGUCAAUCGGAUGCCAUCCGAGAAGAGGCCAUAGAAAUAGCAACUUCUGUGGGCCAAAGCGUCUGUGCAUUUGCGAAGGAGCUGGAAACUUCUUUUGAAGCGGAUACUAAGCCGAACUCCCAAACUGAUGUCAAUAAGGAUGAGAAGAAGCCGACGCUUUUGUUUCUUUCUUCACUACGUCCUCUUCUGUCUUGCAAGAUGCAGCUGGCACAACUCCGUGAAAAGAUUUCUAGAAUUCGCGUAAAUCGUUGGGCCGUGGAUGACGUUGCUGGCGCCCCUCAGGACGUGGAGGCUCAGAAACGCUGUGAGAAGUUAUCAAAGUGUUUGGCCGCUCUUGUGCAACGCCUCACGGCGAGUUUUUUAUCCAAAGCGGGAGCGAGACCGCCUCGCUUGACCUUCAGAAGAGCGCAUUCUUCAGGAGCUUUGAAACCCCCAUCGUCUUCUUUGGCUUCGCCCCCGCGCUCAUCACCCUCCUUAUUCUCAUCUUCAUCAUCGCCGGCAACAGACAAGCAUAGACGAGUAUUGCAGGCCAUUUCUACAGUGGAUUCAAGUGACGUUGCAGCGUUGGAAAAGGGCGACGAUUCUUCUCCGCAGGCGCAAGAAGAAACAGCAGAGCAGGAACCAGAAAAGCAGUCAACUUGCGUCUUUGGACCGCUCUCUACACCAUUGAUGCUUCUGGAUACACCUCCUCUUUUAAAGGCUGCUGCGAUGCCGGAAAUACCCAGAACCAUUUGCCUCACCUCAAAUGAAGCGCAAUCGCUUGUACCUCCAUUUUGCACAACGAGUUCCAUUUGUAACGAGGGUGCUAUCAUUCCAUCUGUGAGGGAUACAAAGGUCAUUUCGAACACUCAUCAGGAAGCAUCCACCUGGUCGAACAAAGAUUCUUCCAUUAUGGUUCCCCAUAAGGAAUUCUUUACCGCUGUGACUUGCAAGGAUUCAUCCCAAUCGCCACCGCCACGCAUUUUUGUUUCAAAGGGUCCACAGACGACCACGGCUGCUGCGGCCAUGGCUAUACCAGCGGAGUUGCCACCAUUCGGGGAGUCGUUGUCUGCCAUUCAUAUCCGGUCAAACACAGAUGGUGAUAAAAAUACUUCAUCUUGUAUGGUAAGUCUUUCCCCAGGAUGUUUUCAUGGAUCUAGCACAUCUGGUGUUGCGGUGGACCCAAUAAAUCGCGUUGAUCCCCAACAAGAAGCGUUAUGUCUUGAAGAGGAUUACUUUUUGUUUGGUCGCCGUUACGCAGCGGAGCCUGUGGCUUCCCCGUGUGUUGUGGAAGAUGCACGGAAUCGACAGGUUCUUGUGGCGAAAGAUUCUCCAUUAGUGGUCAGGAGUAUGCAUGCUGUGAAAGUAUCACCACCUGUGGGUACGCCUGCGGCUCCCACUGUGACAGCACCGCGGAAGCGAGUAGUGAAUUCGAUUUUUCGGAAGCAUUUUACUUCUGCUUCUCAACCUGGCGCGCCCGAAGAUGUCUCUGCGAAACCCCUGAAGAAGGGAUUGUUUUCUGGCAAACUAACGCCCGGUGAGAUGCACAUCAUACAGGCAAGGGAGCGUCUGCGUACCUCCUCAUCACGGCGUUAA